CAGAGUGACGCGCAUGAGGAAGCUUAAACCAUGGCUCUUCUUCGGAUCCUCUCCUGCCUUGCUUUUGUCAGUGCAGCUUAUGGCUGUGGGGUUCCUGCGUUUACUCCAGUCAUCACUGGUUAUUCCAGAAUUGUGAAUGGUGAGGAAGCAGUGCCUCAUUCCUGGCCCUGGCAAGUGUCUCUGCAGGACCAAACUGGUUUCCACUUUUGUGGAGGCUCCCUGGUUAAUGAGUGGUGGGUUGUUUCUGCUGCCCACUGCAAUGUGAUGACUUAUCAUCGUGUGGUGCUGGGAGAGCAUGAUCGUUCUUCCAACGCUGAGACCAUCCAGACCAUGAAGAUUGACAAGGUUUUUAAGCACCAACAGUAUAGCCCCUUCACCAUCAGCAACGAUAUCCUUCUGAUUAAGCUCGCCUCUCCUGCCAAGCUCAAUGCUCAUGUGUCUCCUGUGUGUCUGGCUGAGAGCAGCGACAAUUUCUCUGGUGGCAUGAGAUGUGUGACCACAGGAUGGGGCCUGACCAAAUACAAUGCUCCUGACACCCCUGCUAUUCUUCAGCAGGCCUCUCUGCCUCUUUUGACCAACGAUGACUGCAAGCGCUUCUGGGGCAGUAAAAUCACUGACGUAAUGAUUUGUGCUGGAGCCAGUGGUGUCUCUUCCUGCAUGGGUGACUCAGGUGGCCCUCUGGUGUGUCAGAAGGAUAAUGCUUGGACGCUGGUGGGUAUCGUGUCUUGGGGCAGCGGAAUGUGUAGCACCUCUACGCCUGCAGUCUAUGCCCGUGUCACUGUACUCCGUUCCUGGAUGGAUGGGAUCAUAGCAGCUAACUAAUAUACCAACAUUAAUAAAGAUGAUUUGAGAUCCUAA
Tachysurus vachellii is the source of this 858-nucleotide messenger RNA. Its product is annotated as chymotrypsin A-like. Gene Ontology annotation, molecular function: serine-type endopeptidase activity. NCBI's taxonomy places the organism in Eukaryota, Metazoa, Chordata, Actinopteri, Siluriformes, Bagridae. Gene Ontology annotation, biological process: proteolysis. The coding region runs from base 31 to 822 and encodes 263 amino acids. The record is from RefSeq and is a predicted model, not a curated record. The transcript is spliced from 7 exons.